Diaporthe amygdali is the source of this 843-nucleotide messenger RNA. RefSeq lists its product as uncharacterized. The record is from RefSeq and is a predicted model, not a curated record. The transcript has a single exon. Bases 1 to 843 code for a protein of 280 amino acids. Lineage: Eukaryota; Fungi; Ascomycota; Sordariomycetes; Diaporthales; Diaporthaceae. Gene Ontology annotation, molecular function: ATP binding; ATP hydrolysis activity.
AUGGCCAAAGCACCGUCUAUCGAGGUGAACAAGCUCACCUACUCGUUCGCCGACUCCUCGCUCGGCGUGCACGACAUUUCGCUGUCAGUGCCGCCGCGCUCGCGCACGCUGCUCAUCGGCGCCAACGGCGCGGGCAAGACGACGCUCCUGCGGCUGCUGGCGGGCAAGCGGCUGGCGCCGUCGGGGGCGAUCUCGGUGUCGGGCGUGGACCCGUUCAAGGACGGGCUCGAGGGCGUGACGUACCUGGGGCUGGAGUGGGUGCUGAACCCGAUCGUGCGGACGGACAUCGGCGUGGUGGAGCUGCUGCGCUCCGUGGGCGGCGACGCGUACCCGGAGCGCCGCGACGAGCUGGUCGAGGUGCUCGACAUCGACACCAACUGGCGCAUGAGCGCCGUCUCGGACGGCGAGCGCCGCCGCGUCCAGCUGGCCAUGGGCCUCAUCCGCCCCUGGACCGUCCUGCUGCUCGACGAGAUCACCGUCGACCUCGACGUGCUCUCCCGCGCCGAGUUCCUCGCCUGGCUCAAGCGCGAGACAGAGACGCGUGAGUGCACCAUCGUCUACGCCACGCACAUCCUCGACAACCUCGCCGGCUGGCCCACCCACCUCGUGCAUAUGCACAUGGGCGGCGUGCGCGAGUGGGACACCACCGACAAGUUCCUCAGCAAGCUCGAGGGUGACACCGGCAACUCGCGCCUCGGAGAGCUGGUCCUGGGCUGGCUGCGGGACGACCUGAAGGCGAGGGGCCCGCGGAGCCAGAACCGCCGCGGUCCGGAGGGUAAGACGUACGGGUAUGGUGGCGCGGAGUUGGGUGGGUACGGACUGGAGACCAAGACGAAGGAGUAA